This is a messenger RNA of Lithohypha guttulata, 1347 nucleotides long. It is a transcript of the gene OPI1, whose product is annotated as transcriptional regulator opi1. The record is from RefSeq and is a predicted model, not a curated record. The transcript is spliced from 2 exons. NCBI's taxonomy places the organism in Eukaryota, Fungi, Ascomycota, Eurotiomycetes, Chaetothyriales, Trichomeriaceae. Gene Ontology annotation, molecular function: transcription corepressor activity. Gene Ontology annotation, biological process: endoplasmic reticulum unfolded protein response; regulation of transcription by RNA polymerase II; phospholipid biosynthetic process. The coding region runs from base 1 to 1347 and encodes 448 amino acids. Gene Ontology annotation, cellular component: nucleus; endoplasmic reticulum.
AUGGAAGCGCAACACGCAGUUCCUCCUUACCCUCCGCCUCCGCCUCCGCCUUUUCCUCCGGACAAUGUCGAUCGGAGGUCGUUUGGGAGAGCAAAAGUUGACGUGAUGGACGUCGAGAGUCGUGACGCGAGAACACAACGAGCUGCAAGUGUGCUGUCGGGACUGUCCGCAGACGAUUUGGAGGCAGCUGAAACCCUAAAGAGUUUGCAACAAGAUGUACAUUCUCCCCGAUUACACCAGCCUCCACCCAAUCACGUCCAGACACGAAGCUCUUUCAACGGCAACGAGCCAGAGCCUCUCCUAUCUUUGAUCACUUCACAAUACCCCCUGGCCGCGUCUGUCAUAAAUGGCUCAAUCUCGGUUUACAAGACAGCUCAACAGUAUACUCCAGGCGGUGAAUGGACUGAAAGGAAUGUUGGUUUACCAUUAGCUAGGACGACCGCAAGGAUAUCUGGUGUCGAAAGUGUUGCAAGGUGGGCCCUGCAGCCGAAGAGAGACCCAAGGAAUGGACCGCAAGCAACGCCAGACAUUGAAAAAGCAGUCCUUGAAAUCAGUUCCGAUGGUGUAGUCAGGCAAGCAGAUCUCGCUAGAGGCGAGCAGCUUCCUGCUUAUAGUGCAGGCGAUAGAUCUCCACCAUAUUCAGAACAUUUGGUCCUUUCCCGCGAACAUCACCCUGGAGUAGGCUGGCGCCAGCAGCUAAUUAUUACCACAAGCGGUCUUGGCGUCGCCAUGAGCGAGGAAAGCAUCAGAAGUCUCAAAUAUUGUCUGGGCUGGUUGCGCUGGGCCAACGGUCGACUUGGUGGUGCCGUAGCUAGUUUAAAAGACCUGCUCCAGCAAUGGGAGCAUCGGCCGUCUCAUAUGGCUCAACCUAUGUCUGUGUCAAACCUUACCAUCGAUGACAGCGAAGACCACGCUCUGCACGCAAGGAUUGCUGCAGUAAAAGCCGACGUAUUAGCGACCUUGAAGCAAGUCGUACAAGUUGUUUCCACAUAUGCUGGUGGUGCCUUGCCAGAGAAUGCGCGUCGCCUCGUGCACCAGCACCUCGUCUCCCUGCCACAAAGGUUCACAAUCGCCUCGCGAUCGAGCGACGAAGAGAACCACGAUGCGGCAACCAACAAUGCCAACCGAGCCAUCGUCCUAGCUCAGGAGGGUCUCGACAUGAUGAAUCAAGUGACCAGAGUAGUGAACGACACUCUUGUCAGUGCUGAGGAUUGGAUCGAAAAGCUUGGUCGUGGACGGCGACAGGUACAGCCACACGAGAAUGCUGAGAAGUCGGCGACUCAGGAGCCUGCGCGAGAACGAAGCGAAACUGUCGGACACGAUUCUGAUGUCAAGAUGGAGAUGUAA